Messenger RNA from Electrophorus electricus (electric eel), 1471 nucleotides. RefSeq names its product impact RWD domain protein (gene impact). Lineage: Eukaryota; Metazoa; Chordata; Actinopteri; Gymnotiformes; Gymnotidae. The record is from RefSeq and is a predicted model, not a curated record. Gene Ontology annotation, cellular component: cytoplasm. Gene Ontology annotation, biological process: regulation of translational initiation; GCN2-mediated signaling. Gene Ontology annotation, molecular function: protein binding.
UUCUUCAAAAGAAAGCGAAAAUGGCCGGUCGCACAAAAAGUAAAGCGUGAGACCCUCUGUGCCUAAAGUCAAAACGGGUGCUCCAGCCAAAAUGACAGCAGUCGCGGAAGGUUUACCUGUAUAAUUCGCUUCCUCAGGUCACAGCGCCACGAAAAUAUUGCACAAUAUUGCUAAGUUUGUAAUAGCAGCGAGCGAAGGUGGUGAAUUUAUCGAUUGCAAUGUUCUGAAAAUAAAUGGACACAGCAGUGGAAAAUGCGAGCGAUCUGCAGUGUCAGGUUGAAGAGAUCGAAGCGCUUUCCUCCAUAUAUGGUGACGAGUGGUGUGUGAUUGACGAGGCAGCGAGAAUAUUCUGUAUAAAAAUAUCAGAUGACCUAUACGCGCCACAGUGGUCUAUUUGUUUACAGAUCAUACUCCCCGAGGACUACCCAAGCUCAGCUCCUCCAAUAUACCAAAUAAAUGCAGCAUGGCUAAGAGGUCCAGACAGAAUCAAACUGUCCAACAGCCUAGAGGAACUCUACCUGGAGAAUGCUGGAGAAAGCAUCCUUUACCUCUGGGUGGAGAAAAUCCGGGAAUUUCUAAUAGAAACAUCACAAAGUGGAAAUGCAGCAGAAGGACCAGAGACGGUCAGAGCAAUCACAUCUGAGGAAGAGGAUGACACCUGGGAUGAAGGCGACAUUUCCAACUACAACGUUCUAAAGCUGGACAUGGGGCAGACGCACAUCUUCUCUAGCUCGUCAGCAGAUGAGCAGCUUCCGCCGAUUAAACACGGUGAGCCGGUCACAGACAGACGCAGCACCUUCCAGCCUCAUUUAGCACCUGUAGUGACGCCUAAGCAGGUUCAGAGGGUGUUGGACAAACUAUAUGAAAACAAGAAAAUUGCAAGUGCCACUCACAACAUAUAUGCAUACAGGAUAUACUGUGAAGACAAAAACACAUUCUUGCAGGACUGUGAAGAUGAUGGAGAGACCGCUGCUGGAGGAAGGCUGCUGCACCUCCUGCAGAUUCUGGAUGUCAGGGAUGUGCUCGUGGUGGUGUCACGCUGGUAUGGGGGCAUUCUGCUCGGCCCUGACCGCUUCAAACACAUCAACAAUUGUGCCAGGACCAUCCUCGUCCAGGAGGGCUACAUGGACAACGCGGAGGAAGCAUCAAAAACAGUGGGGAAGAGCAAAAAGCCCAAAAGCAAGAAGAUGAAGUAAAGGCGCCGGCUUGUUUCUUAGCGUUGUUUUUACCGUCCCAGGGAAGAACAUGUCAACAGGCGUGUUUUAGUGGAUGAAAAUGUAAAGAUUUACAAUGUGGAGGAGAAAAAAAAAAAGCAUUGACUGGAGUGCUACCACAGGGACAAUGUUUACAACUCUAAUAUACAUAAAACAUCACAAAUUUGCUAUGCUAAAAAUGGACAUGAAUCAUGAAUUGUAAUAUGCGAAUUUACAUGACUUCAAUAUUAAAAAAGGCAAAAGCUGUCUCAACAACA